UUCAGCAUAGGUUGUAGAUUCGCAAUCGUACCGAGCUUUAUGUCGGUUCCUUGGUAGCGCUUUCAAUGUGUUUUACUCCGUACGGUGAAUUUACACCGCUGGUAAAUUGCAAUCGUUCCUAUGUUUUGUUUGUUUCUUAUUGAUUCGACAACACCGUAAAAUCCUCGGUUAUUUCUCUUACUCCGCGGCCAGUGUUUAUAACUUUGAAUUUGUCAGAGAAUUCAAAAAUUAUUUUUAUUCGGUUUCAGUGCAAAUAAAGAACACAUUUUUUAAUUAUGUGCUUCAAAAUAUUAUUAUCUCACUUUGUUUUGUUUCUACAAUUUUAUCGCGUAAUACUACUAAUUUUGAAUAAUUCUCUAAAUAUGAGAAAUUAAUGUAUAUUUUAGCUGUAAAUUGUCAACAAUUCGCUAUUUGUUUGAUUUUGUAUUUAUUUGAAAUCUUUUCUUCAACUUAGGUGAAAAAAUUUGAGUUAUUUAUUAUCUAAACAUUUGUCUGAGAAAGCUUUUCUUGGCGAUGAGAGCUUAUUUGUUAGUGACCAUCGUUGAGUAUUAUUUGAAUACAAAUAAGCAAUAUACCAUAAAUUGGCACGUAAAAUAAUAAAAAUUGCAUUGCAACUACUGAGAGAAACAUGUGCGAUCUUGUCUCUUAUCGAUGAAAUAGCUAACGCAUACUUCAAAACCUAGAUUGUUAGUUUAUUUUGUUGAUGUUCCGUAUGACUUUAAUUCUUCGAAUAAUAAGAAGACCUCUAUCCUUAUCUUGAAUUAUUGAAUAAAUAAACUAAAGUAUUGGAUGCUUUCUGAAAUACUUUGUCUGACGCAAUGUCAGAUUCAGACUUAAUGGAUUCAAAAGCCGAUGUUUGUGGAGGAGCAUCAAGUUCAAGUGGAAGUUCGGUGUCACCGCGUACACCUCCCAAUUGCGCUCGUUGCAAGAAUCAUGGUUUGAAAAUAAAUCUUAAGGGACAUAAAAGAUACUGCAAGUAUAGAUGUUGCAAUUGUGAAAAAUGUCGUUUAACCUCGGAUCGACAGAAAAUAAUGGCACUGCAAACAUCCUGGCGUCGGGCACAGGCUCAGGAUGAAGCUAGAAGCCUAUUAAUGGGUGAGGUACCGCCUAUUCGACCCGUGUCUUCAUUUUUGCACCAUCACUUAAAUCAGCAACAAAUAAAUAAAAUUGAAGGUGAACAUAGCAAAGAUCGCUCGGAACCUGCUCCACCACAACCAUCGUUAGAAGGAUCAUGCGAUUCAUCCUCAUCACCUUCCUCACCUUCAGGAGUUGCAACAUCAACGAUAUUGAGAAAGCUUACACCAAUCCAAGCAAAUGGUUCUCAUAUGCCGUUCGGUCAAAGUGCUGAAGUUUUUUUGGAAUAUUGUCAAAAACUUUUAGAGAAAUUUCGUUAUCCAUGGGAAAUGAUGCCACUUAUGUAUGUGAUACUCAAAGAUGCCAAGGCUGAUAUAGAAGAAGCUUCUAGACGAAUUGAUGAAGGACAACUUGUAGUGAAUAAUUACUCCCGGCAGCACAAUUUGAACAUAUAUGAUGGUGCAGAGUUGCGUGGCACAACACGUCAGUGUGGAUGAUAAUGCAAAGAAAUAAUAGUUAACACUUUUUGAGCCCUUGAUAGACUUAUUUGAUUGCUAGUAUUAGUAUUCUAUUUUUUUACUAACUCAAUUUAUCUACAGCUCUCUUUGAAGUUAGAAGAACAGUAUUUAAAUUUCUUUACAUAAAUAACUUUUAAUAAAUGCUUAAUUUUGAAGCGAUAAAUAUUUAAUAACUCAACUUAAUUCCAUGACUUAAGAAGGGGAUUAUUUGAACUUCAAUCAACAUCUUGAACACUUUCUGCAAUCAACAUAACAGAACAUAACAUCUUAUUAUUUUUAAUGUGUUUAUUGAUACACAAUUUGGAAAAAAUACAUCGACAUAAAUCGAUCAUAAAGCAGAAGUUGCUGCAUUUAAAAACGAGUCUAGGUGGUUUGAGAUUGCCUGAGUUUCAUUCAUUUGCAUUACCAGCAACUGUUUAAAUAAAGUCACCUUUCGUGCUGGACCAGUGGGCUGAUGUAAUUACUCAAGCUUCGACCAUGCUUCCAAUGAGGUUUCGCAAUUUUGUAUGUGAUUGAAAGCUAGCCUCGCCUAUAACCUUUGUUAGAACAAAUAAAACAAAGCAGGUGAUUCUUCGUGAACUGUUUAAUUAAGAGGCUAUCGAGAGACUAAAAAAUUAUAAGGAACCGAAAGCAAAAAAAAACGAAAAAGAUGGAGAGCUAUUUUUUGGAGAAGGUUGUUUCCUUUCUGGAACAGACAAAAAAACCAGCCAGGAAAAAGAUGAAGCUACCAUCUAAAGUGGAUCAUGGGCUGUAGGAUUUCGUAAAAUGGACGUGCGGCAAAAACUGUUUGCCAAACGAUUGAUCGACGAUGCCAUUCUUCAAGGGCAACUUGGAAAUUUAAGUUCCAGAAGUUUUGUUAGCCUAGAAAGGCAAUCACUUAUUCAUUACAUACAUCCCAGCAUCUGUUAUAGCCAUUCCAACUCCCAUCACCCUAUAACAACAAGUACUCAGGACCACGUUUUCCAUUAUCCCCAGCACCGUAUCAUUAUCCCCAGCUCAUAGACUCAAAUAUUCACAUAAUUUCAAACGAAAUAAUUCAGUCGCCAAUACAAAAACUAUUGAACGAUCCAGAAUAUCAGGAUUAUGACUAAGACAUAUGUGUGUAUGUACAUACAUAUAUGUUUCAAUUAUAAUUCUGAUAUUCUUGAUCGUUCAAUAGUUAGAUAUAUAUAUAGAUGUAAAACAAAUAUAUGUAUGCAAUAAUAUUUUGUAAUACUCACCUACAUAUAAGAUAUAUAUAUAGAUGUAAAACAAAUAUAUGUAUGUAAUAAUAUUUUGUUAUACUCACCUACAUAAGUAAGAAACUCAUAUGUAAUACUUACCUUAAUAAAUGGUUUUAAUGCUGAAAUAA
Molecule: messenger RNA, 2943 nt
Organism: Eupeodes corollae
Lineage: Eukaryota; Metazoa; Arthropoda; Insecta; Diptera; Syrphidae
Gene: dsx
Product: protein doublesex
Exons: 5
Coding region: 819-1571 (250 amino acids)
Biological process (GO): regulation of transcription by RNA polymerase II; sex differentiation
Cellular component (GO): nucleus
Molecular function (GO): DNA-binding transcription factor activity, RNA polymerase II-specific; RNA polymerase II cis-regulatory region sequence-specific DNA binding
Source: RefSeq, a predicted model, not a curated record